AUGGGGAGAGCCACAAGGUGGCUGAAGAGCUUGUUUGGGAUAAAGAGAGACAAAGAGCACAAACAAAACUCAAACUUUGGAGACCCAAGAAGCAUGAAAUGGUCUUCUUCUGAGAAUACUAAUAAUUCGAGAGUUUUGUGUCACAAUCCAGCUACUAUACCACCCAACAUUUCUCCAGAAGAAGCUGCUUGGUUACAAUCCUUCUACACAGAAACAGAAAAGGAGCAGAACAAGCAUGCCAUUGCAGUUGCUGCAGCCACAGCAGCAGCUGCUGAUGCUGCUGUGGCAGCUGCACAAGCUGCAGUGGCUGUGGUUAGGCUCACUAGCCAUGGAAGAGGCACCAUGUUUGGUGUUGGACCUGACAUAUGGGCUGCUAUCAAAAUUCAAACAGUGUUUAGAGGAUACCUUGCAAGGAAAGCACUAAGAGCCUUAAAAGGAUUGGUGAAGUUGCAAGCACUUGUGAGAGGGUAUUUAGUAAGGAAGCAAGCAAAUGAAACCCUUCAUAGUAUGCAGGCUCUUGUUAGAGCUCAAUCUACAAUUAGGUCUCAAAAAUCUGGCAGGGUCAAGAGCACAAAUAAUGAAGCAUGUAGAUUUCAAAACCGAGCUAGAAGAUCCAUGGAGAGAUUUGAUGACACUAGGAGUGAGUAUGCAGCUCCAAUCCACAAUAGAAGGUUAUCAUCUUCUUUUGACGCCACAAUUAACAACAAUAACAGUGUUGAUGGAAGCCCCAAAAUAGUGGAAGUGGACACUGGGAGGCCUAAAUCAAGGUCUAGAAGGACCAACACUUCAAUAUCAGAUUUUGGUGAUGACCCAUCAUUUCAAGCACUUUCUUCUCCCUUCCCAAUACCAUACAAAACCCCUGCACGCUUAUCCAUACCAGACCACAGGAAUUUGCAAGACUCUGAAUGGGGGUUAACAGGAGAAGAGUGCAGAUUCUCUACAGCUCAAAGCACUCCACGGUUUGCAAAUUCUUGCAGCUGUGGAUCAGUUGCACCUGUGACACCAAAUAGUGUGUGCACUGAAAACUUGUUCCUAAGUCAAUAUGGGAAUUUUCCAAAUUAUAUGGCCAGUACUCAGUCUUUUAAGGCCAAAUUGAGGUCUCAUAGUGCUCCAAAGCAACGGCCAGAACCUGGUCCAAGAAAGAGGCUUUCCCUCAAUGAAAUGAUGGAGUCAAGGAGUAGUUUGAGUGGGGUUAGAAUGCAGAGGUCUUGCUCACAGGUUCAAGAAGUUGUUAACUUCAAGAAUGCUGUGAUGGGUAAGCUUUACAAGUCCACAGAAUCUGCUAAGGAGAUAGACAGAAACUAUUACUUUCACCGACGGAGGUGA
Molecule: messenger RNA, 1326 nt
Organism: Abrus precatorius (Indian licorice)
Lineage: Eukaryota; Viridiplantae; Streptophyta; Magnoliopsida; Fabales; Fabaceae
Product: protein IQ-DOMAIN 14-like
Exons: 3
Coding region: 1-1326 (441 amino acids)
Molecular function (GO): protein binding
Source: RefSeq, a predicted model, not a curated record